ACGAAAACACAAAUCCACGCAGUCAUCUGUGAUUUGCCAAUUUUAAAUUUAGUCUAUAGGUACUCGUUUUGCAUAACACAGCUAUUCUGUCAUUCUUCACUGUGUUACGACUUGUCUAGAUAUACAUAUCACUUUCGAUGGAUUCUACGGGUCAAUAAAUUCGAUGAAUAAAACAUUACCUAAGGUAUGUUUAUACCAGAUACUUUAAGAGGCUGUAUGAUCGAGACGGACGUUUCUUCUUAUUUGCAAACAUCAUCAUCGGGACAGGAUGAAUUUCACCCUUUUAUUGAGGCACUCUUACCCUACGUCAAAUCAUUUUCCUACUCUUGGUUUAAUUUGCAAGCCGCUAAACGAAAGUAUUAUAAGAAGCACGAAAAACGUAUGUCUUUGGAAGAGGAAAGACAUUGUAAGGAUGAACUGCAGAAUGAAAAAACAGAGGUUAAGCAAAAGUGGGCUUCCCGUCUUCUUGGAAAACUCAGAAAAGACAUUACGCAAGAAAGUAGAGAGGAUUUUGUUCAAUCUAUAAUCGGAAAACGAAAAUCUAUAUGCGUUCUCUCAAAUCCUGAUCAAAAAGGAAAAAUGAGACGCAUAGACUGCUUACGACAGGCUGACAAAGUAUGGCGGCUUGAUUUGGUCAUGGUUAUACUGUUCAAAGCGAUUCCCUUAGAAAGUACUGAUGGUGAGCGGUUGGAAAAAAAUCCGGAAUGCUUACAUCCAGGAUUAUGUGUAAAUCCGUACCAUAUAAAUGUUUCUGUUCGAGAAUUGGACUUGUACUUGGCCAACUUUAUAAACACUCAUAAUUCAGUUUCCAACACAAAUUCAACUUUUUCAACUACUCCGGGAGUAAGAUCGCCACACUUGGCUAUAUAUAAUCGAAAUAUUGAUCCCGACAGAAAAGAAGAGGUCGUUGACAUGAAGAAUGAGAACGUUAGACAAAAUCCAUAUAAUGGAGUAGUUUGUAAUGAUAUUAUUUUAGCGACCGGAGUGUUUUCAUCCCAAGAACUGUGGAACUUAUCCAAAGAUUUAAUUUUAGAUGAAGUCCACGAUAGUAACCUGAACUCUAACCUUAUUAAGAGGGAGAAUGUUGGAGCUGCGUAUGAGUGCAGUACAUAUCAAAUUAACCCUGAAUCUUCAAUUUCUGCCGCCCAGAGUCUGGUUCAGUCUGGAGCAAUUGUGACUAAUCCGAUUCCACUGGGUUAUAGUAUUGACUUUAUAGAUCAGAGGAGUAUGCAUUUAUCGCAAAGUCCGUUGUUACGUACAGAAGGCACAAACGGUGAUACCCAAGAUGCUAACAAAAUCGAUCAAAGCAGUUCACCGCCCAUCACAAGUACUCCAUCAGACAAUGGCAACAGUAGUUUUUCCCUAAUUGUAAGAGCCACUGAUAGCUCUAACGGCGAUCAAAAAACAUCAGCAGAUUCAACUAUUUCUCUGCACCGCUAUACGUCUCUUAACAGUAGGCCUAUCCCCCAAGCCUUAACACAACAUAAUUGCUCAUCAUUACAUUCGACUUCCACCAGUCCAAAUAAUUCUGUGUAUUACCCUCAGCACAACAAUCCGCGACCAUCUCAAUCAACUUCCGUUGAGGAACAAAACCGUGUUGCUUCCGAUAAAUAUUCAACGGAACCUCAAGAUAUUUCCGACUUUGUCACAUAUGUAUGUCAAGACUCUAGUCACACGACAACAAUAACCGGAGCUGUUGAAAACCAUCAAUUUCAACAUUCUCAUACACUCCCGCAUUCACACGUAUCACAAGGUCAUUCGCCGCAUUUUCAAAUCCAUCAGCAGCUGCGAACUGCAAAAUUGGCGACAUCGCCGUCAACUCAUUAUCACAGUACAAUGCUUCCGCCGAUGCUACCUCCGAUGGCUCGACCUGUAGCUAUAAUUCGAAGCAGCAGUGAUUUAACACUUGUCCAGUCACCACCUCCUUCUUUGUCGCUUACAAACCAAUCUCCGAACCUUAACAACAACUGCAUGGGAAAAAAUGGCUUGGAACCGGAUAAUAUUAGACUUUCAAGUACUCUAGACAAUAGCAAUAGCCCCGUUAGCACAGAUGUUGUCGCACACCACGAUAUGACAGGGACUGCAUCUCCUCAACCGUUGCACAACACACCGGCGUCAGCGAGCCCCCAAUCUUAUCUUGAUCCAGGUCGUUGUAAACUUUUAUCAGCUGGAUCAAACAUAAGCAGAAUUACAACGCAAAUGUAUGCCCCAUCUAAUAACAGAGAAUAUUUUAAUCACUUUCAUUCCCAACCUACAUCGCUAUUGGGAUAUGCCGGCUCCAUAUCCACAAUGACAGGUGUUAUAAGUCCGACGGACUUAAGCCUAUACUCAGCUCCAAUGGCUGUAUCUAGAUCAAGUACCAGGACAAGAUGGAACGAAGAGGAGCAUAACGUAAUUCCACAUUCUGUAUCUAGUACAAAUAUUGAAAAUACCCAGGUUAUAUUAAUGGAAGAUUCGUCUGGACGUUAUAUAGAUGAGUACUCAAGUCGUGACUAUGUGUCAUGAUCUAAGCUCAAUUAAAUAAAAGCCAUUAAACUCUUCGGCUUGGGCAUGCCAAAACAUUUAUGAGCGAAUCCACAAUAAAUAAUGGUACCUUAAAUACAUACAUAAAUACCAAAUGCACAUAAAUUUUAUUGUAGCUGUUAAUAAUUAUACUAACAACUCUUUGUUUGUAUACAUGCUUUGGUUUUACUUAAAGUACUGCAAAUCAAUGACUGUAUAAUGAGACCAGUAUAAUCGAAUUCAUUUAUACCCGUAAAAAAUAGAGAAAAGUAAAUAAGAACUAAAUAUAAUAAAAGCUCUAAUCGGUGUAGUCGAUUCACAAAGUCAAAUAAAGUAGAGAAUCUCUUUUAGUUUUUCUGUUUAAAAAUAAUUUUUAAAACAUAUAAAAUAUGAAAAGUAUAAAAACAAUAUUCACGAGUGCACUUGAAGUAUCCUUUGAACGCUCUUUUAAAGCCAGUUGGUUUAUGUACCCGUAGCUACUCUGAUUGAUUUAAAUAUAAUGGAUAAAUUCAUAGAGGCUGAGUGACUUAAUGUUUGUUCGACACUUUUGUGUCCUUGCCAAGUUGGGUUACUAUGUCCAAAAUAUUAUUAAAGACAGGCAUAACGGAAAAAUGUAAAUGAACUCAUUAAUUUAUUUGGAAUAGUUGCACAAUAAAAUAAAACAUUAGUUUUGUAUUGUAUUAUAAGCUAACUUCGGCAAGACGAAGUUUAUACUAUAACCCUUGCAGAUACAACCAUGCCAUGCUUACUUUGUUCAAAUUAAGAACGUAUUACUAAAAAUAUAUAGAAAUACUAAAUGCUAAAUUACAUGCAAUAUAUUUAUAAAUAUUAAAUAUGAAAACCUCUUUUCCGACAUAAAUAUUCCGAUAUGACGUAGUUGUCUGAUUCGACGCGUUGCGACCUACAUGUAUAGGUCGCAAACUGGAACAAGACAAUUCAUAUAGCUUUAAACCUAAAAGACUGUUUGCGCAGAUACGGACGGAUCGAUAGAAGGAGUCGAAUCCUCUGUUGUUACGGAUUUGGAAACCUCGAAACGUUUCCAUCACUGCAAUGCAAACGUUUGACUGAAAUAAUGUUUCCCACUGCAAGGGUAUACUAAUAAUUUUUAAAUAUUGAGAAAUGAGCUUGAUUUAUUCGAAAUAGGCGAGAAUGAAGGUUGAGUUAAAAAAGUUUUACUAGUAAACGAAAAUUUAAAAUCAAAUUUUGACUUCACAACACUCUGUAUUAAAUUCCAAAAAUGUAAUCUAUUUUACUUUUCAACUAUUAGAUUUAUAACUAGAUAUUAUUGAACAGUAUAUAAAGUUUUAAUGCCUUAAUGAGUUUUGAAUUUGUUACUAUAUUUGGAUGAAUUUAUGUUUUUGUGAGAUAUUAAAAUAAAUUGAAUAUAACUAUUGCAGGACUCUAGGUAGUAGGAAAGCCAUCUAUGUGGCUUUUAAAAUCUUAAAUUAAGAAGAAAAGAAGGAUUUGCUUGUAACGUACUGAAAAAAGGGGAUCUUUGUUAUUUUGAAUUCCAGAUUUCUAAAAUUUUAUGAAAAUAGGAUAAAAUCCUUAAAAUUUUGUACAACUGGAAGAAUAACGCAUCUUAAUAACUGGACGGAAGUCGUACUGCAAAUAUUUAAUAUUAAGUUAUUUUACUUUAAGGUCCACUUGAAAGUUACAACACGAAAUUAUUUUGUAACUUUUGGAUUUGAUGCUUAAUUUUGGAAUACAUUAUCGAAAAUUAAGGGUAUACAAGGAGCCAAUGUUAUGACAAUAGUAGGACUAAUUGAACCAUCUCUAUACAUGGUUAGGUUUAGAUAUGAAUUGGAGAAGAAAACUGCUAAAAUAAUUCAGUAAUUAUAAGUAUUGCUUUAACUCAGAAAGUAGGUAUGUUGAAAAUUAUAGUAGGAAAUUCGAAAAUACUUCAAAUUUCAUAUACCUAAUGCAUAAGUUAAAUUUAAACUAAAUAAUCGCUUAUAAAAAAUGUUAUAUUAUUUAUAAAAAAUAAAAAAGCAAAUGAGAAGUAAAGACAAUGUAAUAAUAUAAUUAUUAUAAGUGCCUAAGAUUUUUUUUGUAAAAGAGUAAAAAUGUUCUCACUUUCGAUUAUUUAUUUCGAAUAUGGUUUUAAAUUAUUUAUUAUUAUUAUUAUAAAUUAAUUAUAAUUAUUUUAAAUUAGUUUUAAAGCUAAUACGUAAAACAUUUUUAUUUUAUAGCAAAAUUGAGAAAAUCAAUUUUUUGUAAAUUAUUCGAUUGUAAAAACGGGAACAAGCCCAAUUAACAUGUAUGAAAUUGUUCGAUUUUAAUUAGAAUAAACACACACAUAUUUGUCUUUCCUUUACAAAUCGAACACAUUUAAUUAAAUCACAUUUAUAAUCUUCCUACAAAUUUAUUUUUGAGUUAGUAUUCGUGAAAUAAGAAAACACGUGUUUCCUGGUUGUGCUAAGAAAUACAUUUUGUAAAUCAAAUUUUUAAAAAUCUUUUAAAAAUAGUACAGCAAUUCUUAUUUUCACAUUUUCUUAUUUUGAGAAAUCGAAUUUUCAAUCAGACUAAAAAAAAUUUACUUAUUUACCGAAGAGUAGUUGUUUAUAGAAUUUAAGGCAAGUUCAUAAUGUGAAAACUUUUUUUAUAUGUUCGUUCGGCUUGUAAAAAGACAGCAAUGGGGUCGUGUUCACUCAGCUUUGGUCACACUGAGUGGGCAUCUAUUUCAACAAAAUUUUGGUCUCAAAACUAAAGUAUCUUUGAAUUUGGACUUUCCAAGUUCAAAAAUGUGAUUUGAAAACGCAGUGUAAAAGAAACUCAUAAAUUUAUAUGCUUGCCUAUAAUAAUGAUUAUUUUAAUAUGAAAUUACCGACAAAAUCAGAAUAUUUUGAUGUCUGUAAAAUAUUAGUACAAUAAUAAUCAUAAGUGGAUGGUAAAGGGCAUGUGCAAAAACUAAGCAAUACUUUAAAUAUUUUUAAGAAUUGGCUGUGAAUAUGAUCUUACGCUGUUUGUAAUUUAGGUAAAUAUGAAAGUGCUUAAUAUAAAUAAUUACUAACUGUAUUGCAAUUCUAAUAUAUACACACUACUAAAAUAGACUGUAAACAAAAGGAGACUUGGUAAUAAAUUAAGAGAAUAUUUUGUUAAAGCAAAAAAUAAAGAUUAGCAUUAAAAUCA
Molecule: messenger RNA, 5634 nt
Organism: Drosophila suzukii
Lineage: Eukaryota; Metazoa; Arthropoda; Insecta; Diptera; Drosophilidae
Gene: NfI
Product: Nuclear factor I
Biological process (GO): regulation of transcription by RNA polymerase II
Cellular component (GO): nucleus
Molecular function (GO): DNA-binding transcription factor activity, RNA polymerase II-specific; RNA polymerase II cis-regulatory region sequence-specific DNA binding
Source: RefSeq, a predicted model, not a curated record